GAUGAGAAUAAAAAUUAUAUAUUUCUGAUCAAUAUCAACAGCUCACAGAAAAGUCCAAUCACAAGUAAACGAAUUGUAAACAUCAUUGACUUUAUGACGUUUACCGUGUUCAAGUAUGCUGCACGUGGUCUGUAUGAGAAGGACAAGAUGAUGUUCACACUGCUGCUGACCCUAAAAAUUGACCUGCAAGCGGGACGGAUCAAGCAUGAAGAGUUCAUGACCCUUAUCAAAGGAGGAGCAUCUCUUGAUUUGAAGGCUUGUGCACCAAAACCUUCUAAGUGGAUUCUUGACAUCACAUGGUUGAAUUUAGUUGAGCUGAGCAAGCUGAGAAACUUCUUAGACAUCCUGAAUCAGAUUGGCCGCAAUGAAAAGCAAUGGAAACACUGGUUUGACAAGGAAGCACCAGAGGAAGAAACUGUGCCAGAUGGCUAUGAGAACUCCUUGGAUGUCUUCCAUCGGCUCCUUCUGGUACGGUCCUGGUGUCCUGACAGAACCCUCAAUCAAGCCAGAAAAUAUAUCAUUGAUUCUGUUGGUGAGCGAUUUGCUGAGGGUGUGAUUUUAGACCUGGAAAAGACAUGGGAAGAGUCUGACCCUCGAAAUCCACUAAUUUGCUUCCUGUCAAUGGGUAGUGACCCAACAAAUGGAAUUGAACAACUGGCCAAGAAAAAGAAAAUAGAAUGCCGUGCCAUCUCCAUGGGUCAAGGACAAGAAGUGCAUGCAAGAAGGUUGAUGAGCAACUCUAUGACUAAUGGUGGCUGGGUAUUACUGCAGAAUUGCCAUUUGUCGUUGGACUUCCUGGAUGAAGUGAUGGACAGCUUGAUAGAGACAGAGACGAUGCAUGAGACAUACCGUCUCUGGAUGACCACAGAAGUCCAUAAUUCAUUCCCAAUCAGUUUACUCCAGAUGUGUAUCAAGUUUACAAAUGAACCACCGCAAGGUAUCAAGCCUGGUCUGAAGCGGACGUACACUGGAUUAACGCAAGAUCAACUGGAAGUCUCAAAUAUGCCGCAAUGGAAACCAAUGCUUUAUGCCACCGCAUACCUCCACACUGUAGUACAAGAACGUCGUAAGUUUGGGCCACUCGGCUGGAAUAUCCCGUAUGAGUUCAAUGCUGCUGAUUUCAGCUCAACUGUACAGUUUAUACAGAACCAUCUUGAUGAUAUGGAUAUUAAGAAGGGAGUGUCCUGGAGCACUGUGCGAUAUAUGAUUGGUGAGAUCCAAUACGGUGGGCGUGUCACAGACGACUUUGACAAACGCUUGCUGAAUACAUUUGCAAAGGUCUGGUUUAGUGAGCAGAUGUUCAGUAACAGCUUCAACUUUUACAAAGGCUACACGAUACCAAAGGGAACUCAAAUUGCUCAAUACCUUGACUUCAUCCAGCUUCUACCUGCUUCAGAUACACCAGAAGCUUUUGGACUCCAUCCUAAUGCUGAUAUUACUUACCAAAGUAAUGCUGCAAAAGAUGUGUUGGGAACGAUCCUAAGCAUUCAACCAAAAGACAGCUCAGGAGGUGGUGGUGAAACUAGAGAGGAUGUUGUACAAAGAUUAGCAGAUGACAUGCUGGAAAAAUUACCUCAAGAUUACUUAGCAUUUGAAGUUAAACAACGGCUUCAAAAGAUGGGUGCCCUACAGCCAAUGAACAUCUUCCUUCGUCAAGAAAUUGACCGAAUGCAGAGGGUCAUCGCAGUUGUUCGAAGCACACUAACUGAUCUUAAACUAGCCAUCGAUGGCACAAUCAUCAUGAGCGAGAAUCUUCGUGAUGCUUUAGACUGCAUGUACGAUGCCAGAAUCCCGGCUGUGUGGUUGAAGAUCUCUUGGCAGUCAUCCACGUUGGGUUUCUGGUUCACAGAGUUACUGGAGAGGAAUGCUCAGUUCCACACCUGGUGUUUUGAUGGACGACCGAACACUUUCUGGAUGACAGGGUUCUUUAACCCGCAAGGCUUUUUGACGGCAAUGAGACAGGAGGUAACUCGUGCACACAAAGGUUGGGCUCUUGACAGUGUCAUUCUUCACAAUGAUGUCACACGGUUCCUCAAAGAUGAUAUUUCUCAGCCGCCAGCCGAAGGUGUGUACGUCUAUGGACUAUUCCUAGAGGGCGCCAGUUGGGAUCGACGUGGAUGCCGUCUGAUCGAGCCUAAACCAAAGGUUCUAUUUGAACCACUACCGGUCAUUCAUAUUUAUGCUAUCAACAGUACAAGUGGGCGUGACCCACGCAUGUACGAAUGUCCGAUAUACAAGAAACCUGUUAGAACCGACCUGACGUACAUUGCAUCGGUGGAGCUGAAGACCACCCAGAACCCAGAUCACUGGAUCUUGCGAGGUGUUGCGUUGCUCUGUGACAUCAAAUAAGCUUCUGGAUUAUCUACAUCUUUGUCAUCUGCAUGCCAUCCAUUCCAUCAGGCAAAAUCUUUAGUCAUCGCUUUUGAUUAGUUUGAUUAAAACAUUUUAUUCAUGGUGAUUAAUUAGUUUAUUUCAUUAAGUGAGUAGAUCAUCUUUCAUUUUUUAUAUAUAGUAUACAGUAUUUUCUUUUGAUUCAUUAUAUUCAUUUUCAUAACGUUUUUCAUGCAUUUUUCAUUUUAGUGAUAAACUUUUUCAAGCAAAUUUACUCGUGGCUUGUGACAAUCAUGCAUUAAUAAUUAUGAUAAUAAUAUUUAAUAUUAUUUUGUAUGUUUUUAUUGGAUAUUUAAAGAAUUCAUAAUGAUGUUUAGCUAUCAGUUGUACAAUCUCAAUCCUGUCAUUUACCAGUGCUUUAUAUGAAAAUGUCAUAUAAAUAAUGAAAUAACCCCAUGUAACGUCCAAUUUGACAACUGCGGACAAUAUUAUUAUGUGUCUUUAUUUAUUCACCCAUCCAAAAUCAAAUACAAAUAUUUGUUACAUGAGAGCAUAUACCAACCACAAAUAUGGUAUAUUUAAUUUAAAGAUAUACUAAACAUUUGAACAAAUAUAAAACAAACAAAAUUAAUUAUACGAUUUACGAUGAGAUUUAGAAUGUUUUAUUACAAAAGUUAUAUUCUGUAAUAUGACUGAAAACUUUAAUGAAUUCCCAAAAUGCGCAAUGGCACUUUGUAGCUUUGUUCAGUGGUCUAAAACGUACAAAUAAUAAUCUUUGUUCCUAGGUAUUUACUCUAAUCAUUUGUCUUUCGAUUGCAACGUUAGGUUGUGGGCUGUGUACAUAGAGACUGUGCAUGUAAUUUAUUCAGAAAAAAGUAAGAUUCUCUGAGAUGUGUUGCACGUGUAAAAAGGGUUACCGCUUAUGUCCGUGAAGUAAUUCAGUACCCAUGUUUCAAAUGUGUAUAUCAAAUGAAUGUAUGUAAGAUUUAUUAAUUAACUGUCAUUUGAGAGAAAUAUUAAAUCUUUAUAAUUUGACUCAAGACAUAGAAAUUUUCUAUGUUGACGACAAAGAACUCUUAAACGAAAAGUAAAAAAAAAAAUCAAAUGAAACUAUAUGAUAUUUAUUAACUGUCACUUGAGAAAAGUAUAAAAUUUUCAAAAAUUGACAAAGUAGGAUUUUCUAUGAUGACAACAAAGAACUUUUAAAGGAUAAGUAUGAAUAUCCUUUUUGGCAUGCGUACAUAGUAGUUUAUUCAUUUUUGAUACUCAACAUAUAUUUCUGAUCUGUCUUAACUGGUCAUGUCAUAACAAAGUACCAUAAAACCUGGAAUUGAAGCCAUGGGCUUUUUUUUUUUUUUUUUUUUUU
This is a messenger RNA of Anneissia japonica, 3697 nucleotides long. RefSeq names its product dynein heavy chain 5, axonemal-like. Gene Ontology annotation, molecular function: minus-end-directed microtubule motor activity; dynein light intermediate chain binding; dynein intermediate chain binding. The annotation marks the transcript as partial. The record is from RefSeq and is a predicted model, not a curated record. The transcript has 12 exons. Gene Ontology annotation, biological process: microtubule-based movement. Gene Ontology annotation, cellular component: dynein complex. Lineage: Eukaryota; Metazoa; Echinodermata; Crinoidea; Comatulida; Comatulidae.